CUGCCAAAUAGUGCCAAUGGUAGCGCCGAGUCGGGUUUGGCCAAGUUAUAAGCCUGCGUUCGGUUUCCUCCUGAAGGUUGCCGUUCAAGCUGUGAUUUAUUGGCGUAACUCAGGCCGCCAGUCCUACGGCCACAGUUACUUUUUGCAAAGCAGCUUAUAGGCUAUAGCUCUCUCAAGUUCUCAACCCGCUUGGACUUGGACUGGACACUGCUCACUGGAUGACAAUGGCAGACUUCGACCUUGGAGCGGCUUUCAUCCCCGCGCUUCAUAAACCAGCUGCCUUGUUACCCAUAGCCAAACACCGUGAAUCUUUGUUGUAUCUCGUUGAGACUUAUCCUGUCACCAUUGUUGUGGGCCAAACAGGGUCUGGCAAGAGUACGCAAAUCCCCCAGUUUCUUGAGCGUGCUGGCUGGUGUGCUGAUGGCAAGGUUAUCGCUGUCACCCAGCCUCGCCGCGUUGCUGCCACAACGGUAGCUAUCAGGGUAGCCGAAGAGUUUGGCUGCGAGGUUGGCAAGGAGGUCGGCUAUUCAAUCCGCUUCGAAGAUGUUACCUCUGAAAGCACCCGCAUCAAAUUCCUCACAGACGGACUUCUCAUACGGGAGGCUCUCGUGGACCCACUGCUUUCUCGUUACUCCGUGAUCAUGGUCGACGAGGCGCACGAGAGGUCUAUAAGCUCCGACAUUCUGCUUGGACUAUUGAAGAAGAUUAGGAGGAAGAGACCAGAUCUCAGAAUCAUCAUCAGUAGCGCAACGCUCCAGGCCGAGGACUUCCGCGACUUUUUCUCACAGCCCAAGGAAGAGACUGCUCUGGAAAGCAAGCAGGAUGAGGAUAUCGCCACUAUCAUUAGCCUCGAGGGCAGGACCCAUCCGAUAGAUAUCCUUUACCUGGAGAUACCGACAGAAGACUAUCUCGAGAAGGCUAUCUCGACAAUCUUCGAUAUUCACACUGAUGAGCCCAAGGGCGAUGUCUUGGUCUUCUUGACCGGAAGAGAAGAGAUCGAACAAGCGGUCCAAGCUGUUUCAGAACGCCAGGCUCAACUUCCGCCAGGGUCCGACUCCAUUCUUCCCCUCCCUCUAUAUGCCGGCCUCCCUGCCGACCAGCAAAUGUAUGUUUUCGAGGAAGCGCCCGAGAACUACAGGAAAGUCGUAUUUUCCACCAACAUCUCCGAAGCGUCGGUAACCAUAGACGGCAUCGUCUAUGUUGUGGACUCUGGGUUUGUCAAACUACGGGCGUACAACCCAAAGACGGGGAUCGAGAGCCUAACAGCGACACCAAUCUCCAAAGCGUCCGCGGCACAACGUGCAGGGCGCGCAGGCCGGACAAGGCCCGGCAAGUGCUUCAGGCUUUACACGGAGGAGGCCUACCAAUCCCUGCCCGACUCUAAUGUUCCCGAAAUCCAGCGGUCAAAUCUGGCACCUUUUAUCCUUCAACUCAAGGCCUUGGGCAUCGACAAUGUCCUAAAGUUUGACUUCCUCACGCCGCCCCCAGCAGAGCUGAUGACUAGGGCGCUGGAGCUGCUCUACUCCCUGGGAGCCCUGGACGACUACGCCAAGUUGACGAAGCCGCUGGGUCUCAGAAUGGCAGAACUUGCAGUAGAACCCAUGAUGGCCAAGACUCUCCUCUCGGCACUGUCCUUUGGCUGCCUGAGCGAGAUCCUCACAAUUGCGGCUAUGACCAGCGUCGGUGGGAAUAUCUGGAUCCAGCAUGAAGGGGAGAAGAAGAAGACAGAGAGCGCGAAGAGGAAAUUCGCCGCCGAAGAAGGGGAUCAUCUGACGCUGCUCAAUGUCUACCAAACAUUCGUGACCAAGGGCCGCAAAGAGUCCCGGUUCUGUCACGAAAAUCUGCUCAACUUUAAGACAAUGACGCGUGCUGUCAGCAUCAGGGCCCAAUUGAAGCGGUACCUUGAAAGGUUUGGUCUCCACGUCGACGAAUCCCUCGCGGCCCAUUCAACCUCGACAGCGAGGAAGGCGGAGCAGAUCCAACGAUGUCUGACAGCAGGGUACUUCGCUCAUGCCGCGAGAAUGCAGCCUGACGGGACAUAUCGGAACGUGUCGGGGACAACGGUGCUCCACGCCCAUCCGAGCUCCAUCAUGUUCAAUCGCAAGGCGGAUUGGGUCAUCUUCCACGAGGUGAUGGAGACGGGAAACAAGACAUUCAUACGUGACAUCACGCGGAUUAACAAGGACUGGUUACUAGAAUACGCUUCAGACUUCUACAAGGCCGGUUGAUGGUGGAAAGGGACUAGUGUAUCGACUCAGGCAGGGUGGUGAAACCUC
Molecule: messenger RNA, 2276 nt
Organism: Chaetomium strumarium
Lineage: Eukaryota; Fungi; Ascomycota; Sordariomycetes; Sordariales; Chaetomiaceae
Product: P-loop containing nucleoside triphosphate hydrolase protein
Exons: 3
Coding region: 219-2228 (669 amino acids)
Cellular component (GO): intracellular anatomical structure; catalytic step 2 spliceosome
Molecular function (GO): RNA binding; ATP binding; helicase activity
Source: RefSeq, a predicted model, not a curated record